Molecule: messenger RNA, 417 nt
Organism: Stereum hirsutum FP-91666 SS1
Lineage: Eukaryota; Fungi; Basidiomycota; Agaricomycetes; Russulales; Stereaceae
Exons: 3
Coding region: 1-417 (138 amino acids)
Source: RefSeq, a predicted model, not a curated record
AUGGUUCCUACUGGUCCUAGCCUGAGCGCUCCUAGUGGUGCGACACAGAAGAAGGCCCAUCAAAGCUAUGUCGUCCAGAAAGAGGCCGCGAAGGACAGUCUCGAGUUCACAAUGCGCGUAGAGAAAAUCAAGGAACUCCUGGCCCGAGAGAUAGACACUGCAGUGCAGGAUUUCAACAAAGACCCAGACAAGGUAACAAAACAGAUCCAUAGUGGCUCCUGGAAGAAAAUGACCCGAGAACCAUCUAUAUUCAAUGCCGUGGUGCCAUGUCUAGGGAAGGAGGAGGAGGAUAUCUACCCUGGGGAUAUUGCCAUGGUUAGAAUGUCUAAUGGUAUUGAAGUGAUGAUUGGACAAUAUAGUUUGAUGUUUGGGAAGUUGAUCUAUGGUGCAACAUUAGUCAAAAUGGUCCUGCACUAA